This is a messenger RNA of Orbicella faveolata, 1170 nucleotides long. Its product is annotated as palmitoyltransferase ZDHHC16-like. Lineage: Eukaryota; Metazoa; Cnidaria; Anthozoa; Scleractinia; Merulinidae. Gene Ontology annotation, molecular function: palmitoyltransferase activity. The record is from RefSeq and is a predicted model, not a curated record.
UCUCAUGGAAUCCAAAAUGGCGGCGAAACGGGAAAAAGUUUCCCGCAAGUGUGGACGCUUAACAUUCUUUUCCUCGUUGAUGGAGUCAUGAAAAGAAAAUGGUUCUACUUUCAAAGCACCUAAGUCGUUGUACUGGAGGUAUCUUAUCUUUGCGCACAGGAAUCGACGACCAGAAACUCAAUGGAACGUUUGAAAGUGUUGCUGUUCACUUUACGUUCUCUAACGUUCAACUCGGUAACUUCGCGAGCAGCUGCUCUUGACACGAUAUUUGAACCUGUGUUUUGGAUAGUUGAUCACUUUGUUAGGAUCCUUGGACCGGCUUUUGUUCUUCUUGUGAUUGGCCUGACAGCAUCAGUGGUGGUUAUUUAUUAUGCCUUCCUGUUGCCCGUAAUUCUGGAAUACAGCACCCCGUGGGUAGUACUUCAUCUGGUAACAGCUCAUUGGCUUCUUAUCAAUAUUGUCUUCCAUUAUUUCAAAGUUGUCUUCACGUCUCCAGGAAGAGCACCCCAGCAGGAUACAAAUCUAGAUGACUUGAAAAGUGGGAAAUCUCACCUUUGCAAGAAAUGCAUUCAAAUUAAACCUGCAAGAUCUCACCAUUGCUCAAUAUGCAAAAGGUGUGUUUUAAAGAUGGAUCACCAUUGUCCAUGGAUAAAUAACUGUGUUGGUCAUUUCAAUCACAGAUAUUUUAUAUCAUUCUGUAUAUUCAUGUGCCUUGGUACAAUUUAUGUUACCAUUAGUUCCAGAAAUAUUUUCAUCAAACACUUCUUUCAUGACUGGAAUUUCACAUUCCAGCCAAGUGCUAAUAGUACCGAGGGACAAAAUGCCUCUGUUUUAAUCUCCAAAGUUAGAGUGAGUGAAUGGCAAAUGUAAGCUAUGUACAAGUGAACUACACGUACAUGUAUUAAAUAACCUCCCUUAAAAAUAUACCUUUAAAAAUGUGAAUCUUAUUUCUUAAAUGACAGACUGAUCAAACACAAUGAAUCACAAAUUUUCAGCAAGAGACUAAUGACAGAAAAAUCAUUUGUUUACUGACUUGCAUGGUAGAUACAGUGGAACCCCACCUUACAAUCACCUUGAUAAUACGGUCAUCUCAUUAUUACAACCACUUUUUUCGUCCUUUUGGCAAAAUGCCCAUGGAUACAUUUUCUUAUAAGAAAACCCUGUUAAUGC